Messenger RNA from Entrophospora sp. SA101, 1629 nucleotides. NCBI's taxonomy places the organism in Eukaryota, Fungi, Glomeromycota, Glomeromycetes, Entrophosporales, Entrophosporaceae. The record is from the annotation of a GenBank genome assembly.
GUUAGAUUAGGAAAACUUGGAUUAAAACAGGAUAUAAUUCAAGCUAAUAAACUUAUUGAAGAUGCAAAAAAUUAUUAUACCGAGGAUGAUUUGAAUCGUUUUUCUAAGAUACAUGAUUCUCUUUUACAUACUCAUCAAUGGCAACCUGUUGAAUUAAAGAAAGAUCUUGUUAUUAUGAAUUGCAAGAAUUUGGAAGUGAAAUUAAACUUUGACAUAAAUGAGAACAAAAUAUUAUCUCUGGAAUUAUCAAAUUUAAUUAGUAAUGAUAUGAACAAUGAAGAGAAGAAAUAUUGUAAUCUGUUAAUAUUAGGAUUACAAAAGAUGAUAUCAAGGAAUAUAGCAAAAUCUUUACAACAAAUCAAUGAGGUGUCAAGGAUCUUGCAAGAAAUUAAAACUUAUUGGAAUAAUGUGUACCAAAUUUAUCAAGAAAUAUUUAUCUUAAGGCUAAAAUUUCCAACUGAAAUACUUAAAGCCAUGCCUGAUUUAGAAACAGAAUUGUUAAUUAGUCCUAAAGAAGAUUUCGAAAGUAAAGUUUCUAAUCCUAUGAUAGAGGAAGGAACAGACAAUCAUGAUAAAUUAAAGGUUGCAAUUGAUUUAAUGGGUGAUCACGCUGUUACUGGAGAACUUUUAAAACCGUUUGACAGCUUAAUAAAUGCUGUCAUGGAAUUAAUAAGAAAGAACUAUGGUUCAUUUGAAGAUGCACAAUAUAACAGAAAAUUUUGUAACUGUUUACUUGAUCGAAUAGAAUUCAUUGAACAACCUAUGAAAAACUUGAGAGCACGUAAAAAUUUAAUGAUUCUACUUUUGAUAGAUCAAAAUUAUUACGAUACUUUAUUGUGUCUAAUUGCAAUUUUGAAAGAAUCACAAAGAUUAAUCAACGAGAUAUCGUUUCUUUGGAACUUACGUAAAUUUAGAGCCACUAAUGAUAUUAAAAUUCAUUUUGAAAGAGUUACAGAAGAGUUUGAUAAGGUUUUAUCAAAGUUAAAUUUGGAGAAACCUUUUGAUUACGAAGCACAAAAAAAGAAAGAUCUAAAGGCUAUAGAAUAUGACAUUUCAACAAUGAAUAAGUUUCUUGAGAGUGUUGAAGGAUCUUCGAUAACAUUACCGAAUUCAAAUAUGGAAAUUAAUCCAAUUUUUGAAACGGUUACAUUGAUCAAAGCACGUUUAACUGAAGUUAACCCAAAUGAAAUUACAAUUAAACGGAUUCCACCCAAUGAAUUAAUAAGGAUAUACCAUCAUUUAUGUCGAAAAAAUGAUCAACCUGGCGGUGGUGGUAAUGUUAAAGUUAAAAGAUGGUUGUGUGGUGAAAAGGGAAAACAAUCAUAUUCUGGCAUAAUUAGAGCUGCUUGGCAAAAUGAUCCAUUAUUACGACCAUAUCUUUAUUUAAUAUUCUUAAAACUUGAUGAAUUAUCUAAAGAUAAUCCAAUUGAGGAAGGAUCAUCAUUAUCAGCUAUGUUAAGAUUUCAAAAAUAUGAUGAUAGUGAUCAAGUGGUUGAAAUAAUUUAUGAUGAUAAUGAGGUGGAAACCAAAAACGAAGAAGAAAUACUGCCAGUUAAUAAAGAUUCAAAUCUUGAUAUUGUUCCUGUUGUAAGUAUUUAUUUGGCACUUAAUUUUGUAUUACAAUUAUAA